GGUAGCCAGUACCCUCCAGGCAACACUGAAAUCGUUCCGUGAACGCUCGUGUUUACGCGCGGCCGCCGAGGCUGAUGCCUCCACGACGGCUGACAACGACGGAAUCCCGUUGGUGGUCCAAAGUGGCCACCGACUCCAGCCACCAUGUCGUAACAUGAUGGGAUACAACAACCAAGGCAACGGCUACAACAAGUUAUUUACUCAGGGAUCGGCGGAUUCUAACUAUUCACAGCCGUCUUCGGAGCUGUCCUUGGACGAGGACAAGGAAUCACAAAGGAGAGAGAAGGAAGCGCAAGCCCUGUUGCAGCUAGACAAAGCGAGGUCGAAGCCGGUGGCGUUUGCCGUCCGCACCAAUGUCGCGUACGACGCGAACGUCGACGACGACUCGCCCGUACACGGCAGCGCCAUCUCGUUUGAUGUGCGCGAGUUUCUUCACAUUAAGGAGAAAUACGACAACCAUUGGUGGAUCGGUCGCCUCGUGAAGGACGGAUGCGAUGUCGGGUUCAUUCCGUCUCCGGUGAAGUUGGAAUCAGUUCGGGCUUCGCUUGCGGCGAGAGGCCGGUAUCCCCGGCCGUCCUCGGGCCUGGCCCCACAUGGCCCUCCGCCGAUGAUACCGAGCCGAGGUAGCACUCCCCCCACACCCGAUAUCGCAACAUAUGACAGAGGUGAAGAUUCAGAUACAGCAGCUAGAAAUCGUGGCGCUGGAGCUGCACUUCCCACGGGAAAAGAGAAACGAAAACCUUUCUUCAAGAAGCAGGAGGUUUCAUCUCCGUAUGAUGUAGUCCCUUCCAUGCGACCUGUAGUGCUUGUGGGACCGUCAUUGAAGGGCUACGAGGUCACAGAUAUGAUGCAAAAAGCGUUAUUUGAUUUCCUUAAAAGACGGUUUGAAGGGAGGAUCAUCAUUACUCGGGUUUCGGCAGAUAUUUCUUUGGCAAAACGAUCAUUACUUAAUAAUAAUAAUCAGAAGAAACCACUUAUGGAUAGAGCUAAUUCCAGAUCCAAUUGUCUAGCUGAAGUUCAGACGGAAAUAGAGCGGAUAUUCGAGUUAGCGCGGACAUUGCAGCUAGUGGUCCUGGACUGCGACACUAUCAACCAUCCCUCCCAACUCGCUAAGACUUCACUCGCACCUGCUCUCGUUUACUUGAAGAUAUCUAGUCCUAAGGUGCUACAACGGUUAAUAAAAUCUCGUGGCAAGGGACAGAGCAAAAAUUUAUCCGUACAAAUGGUGGCUGCCGAAAAACUGGCGCAGUGCCCCCAGGAGAUGUUUGAUGUAGUGUUGGAUGAAAAUCAACUCGAAGAUGCUUGUGAGCACAUAGCUGAUUAUCUAGAGGCGUAUUGGUUAGCAACUCACCCACCGCCUGUCACCGCUCCGAGUCGAGCGCCACCACUUCAUCAGGCGAAUCCACACGCUCCACGUCAACAGGCGGAACCAGAUCCCCCUGCACACACCGGAGGACACCGGGAAAGGUCUGACUCGUACAAUUACGAAAGAGAGAGAGGGAGUAGGUCACGAGCGGCACGUCCAGAGCGACUCGAAGAGGAGUAUUAUCCAAGGGAACAAUAUCAUAGGUAUCCCCGUGAUUAUCAGCGAGAGUAUCGCGAGGAUUAUGGCCAUGAUUAUCGGGGCGAAGAAGCUUACGGCCACGACUACACUCGUGAAUAUAACCGAGAGUAUCCACGCGAUGAGAGACAUCUCUCCCGUGAGGAGAGGAGUUCACGUGGCAGGGAAAGAGAACCACCUGAAGACUAUGGACCUUCGAGGCGUGCUCUAAACGCUCUUUAGCCUCUGCUUUCAGUCUUCGCAUUGUAUCGCACUCUUCUGACUUGUCGCUCAAUAAAUGAUGACUUCAAGCUCAAUCCAGACUUCCUGGAAAGCAUUGCAGUGAUUUAUGCUUUAUGAAUCAUGUGGAUUUUUAUAUGGCCAAGAAGAUGAUGCUCAUUUUUAUGACUAUUUAUGAAAAUCCUGGUCACCUAGAUAAAUUUUACAUCUAUUAGGACAGUUAUACUGGCAAUACAUCGAAUAAUUUUUGAUCACUUUAUGCACUUUCAUAGACAAAUUUGUCACUAGUUCUGAUGUAGCAAGAAAUUUUGAAAAAAUCUGCGAUAGUCCAAGUUAUUGGGAUACAGUGCGAGGAUUUGCACAUGGUGCUUUAAGACCGGUUGUUUUGCCUAUUUUUGUGUAUUGAAAAGUUUAUAGUAAGUAAUAAUAUUUAUUGCGCAAUCCACUGGGAUACGCCAGUAUAGACGCUAUCUCAAUUUUACUGAGCUGCACUAUCGUGUCGUGUGAUCAUGGAAGUAAUGACGUGCUCUCAUUGUAAAUUAUUAUAAAAUGUGAAAAUUUUGCCUGACUUCGUAUUUCGGGACUGUAAAUUAAUUGUACUAUUAAAUUUCUUAAUAAUAUGUCUCUUGUUGUUAAAGUAUAAAGCUUUGUAUUACAAACAUAAUAAUUUUUGCCACACAGAUUCUAAAUUAUUUCAUUAAUGUAUAAGUGCUUUAGGUGUUAAAUUUGGACAUUUGUGGGCAUUAUGAUAAUGAUUUAAGCCACAAUCAUUUAGGUAUUGAUAAUUUUUAUGUAAACGCUGUAUAAGCUGUUUUACUUAUUUAAUUGACUGAAAACAACAGUUUUAUAGUGUUAGUCGCUUUUACAUGCUGAUUUAUGAUCUAGGGGCACACGCGUUGAUAAACUGAUUCAAAUUUUAAACACCAAUGGCGCUAUCUAUAGCUUGAUCAUUUUGCAAUUCUUCAGAUCUCCAAAGAGUUUCUUAUCAUUGCAAACUCUUUAUUACGAAGUAAAAGUUUUGAAAUUUUAAUGACUCGGCUUCAUUACAUCUCCAUUUACCAAUGGGAGGUUCCUUUAAACAGGGAGUCGGAUAGAUUAUGGGUACCACAACGGCGCCUUCUAUACUAUAUUUCUGCCGUGAAGCAGUAAUGUGUAAGCAUUAUUGUGUUUCGGUCUGAACGGCGCCGUAGCUAGUGAAAUUACUGGGCAAAUGACUUAAAAUCUUACGUCUCAAGGUGACGAGCACAAUUGUAGUGCGGAUUUUUUGGGUUUUACAAGAAUCCUGAGCGGCACUGCAUUGUUAGUGAAAGGGCGUAUCAAUUACCAUCAGCUGAACGUCCUGCUCGUUACUGGCAUGAAAAAAGAAUAUUUAAGGUCUCCGAAGAACUUUUUUGUGCUCGUCAGCAAACUACAGAACUUCCUUCCUCCGGCGGUAUAUGGAGGCCGAUAAAUCUCAAUGUAACGGCCGAUAAGAGUACAUAGCGUACUGAAUUCGAUGUUUUAACGUCUAAAGCACUCUGAGGCUGUAAUCUAUAGAGCUUACUUAGACUUUACUUACUUAAAACUUAGCUGAGUUCAAAAUUACCACAAACUUUAAUCAUUGGCAUUUGACAGCUAACAUUAAUCUGAGCUUAACCUAAAACAGCACAAUAGAAAAGUAUAACAAGCUCUUCCAAUAGAUAGUACCUAUACUAAAUUAUAACAGUGUACAAAUAAUGAAACUUAUUUGAUUAUUAGUUAAGUUAUUGAGUUAAAUUGAAAUCGAUUAAUGACUUAUGGAGAAAUGCGGUAAAAGGUAACUAUGAUUUGUAUGGCUUCGAAAGAGCGCCAUCUAGUGACAGUAAAGGAAAACAUCAUCGAAUAGGUCAAAAAUGUCACUCUUGGCACUCGGAACGCAUUUUUAGAUGUGUGACAGCUAUGGGUGUCAGCAAAAUUAAAAAAAAAAAAAACUUAAAAUAUUUAUUGUACACAAACGUUCAUGACAGGUAACAACUAACUACACCAAUCACUGACCUCUACUAUGUACCACUGGACUGGCGGCUGUCAGAGUGCUUUUGUGCCUGUUUGAUAUUCGCCAUUUUAGCGCUGUUGGCCAUAGCGAGAGUCUGCGGUACUAAAACUACUGUAGACAACCUCAAAAAACAUCGAUAGAUGGUGGAAAAUGAUUACAAAAAAAAUUGUGUGCUUUAAUACGUUGAUUCUUGAAGUAUAAAUAAAGCGGAAAACGAACGAAAUUAAUUCAAAAUGCAAAAAUACUCCUACUUUACAGCCAUUUCCAUUACACCUCAAAAUUAGUUCUCUGUACACUCGCGAGUGGCGUUUCAAAUAAAAAAUUUGCUGUCAAACACAUGGAACAGCCUGUCUAGUGGUAUACAGGUCAGUGACACCAAUGCAUGUAUUAUACGGGAAAAUUAAAACGUCGUACAACUGUUGUGAUGACGCAAAAAUUGUUCAUUUCCUUAGUGUUCGGCUUAUAAUCUCAGAUUUCCUAUCGUCGUGUCUAGAUAUGUCUGAGCAAAGUCUAAAUACGCUUUAUAAAUCUCAGCUUAAGUCCUUCUAUUAUAUAUUUUAUAUUAAUUAUUUAUUGAUAAGACUACACGUGGUAUGUACAUUAUAUUUCAUAAGUAAAGUUAAAUAAAUUAGCCAGCAAUAUUUCUGCUUUUUGUAUAUUUUUUCGAUAAUAAUUAAUAAAAAUAUAAUAUAUUAAUAAAUACAUGGCUAUUUCCUACCGAAAAAUUCUCUUGUUAUCUCAAGUUACUGUGCACGUAAGUUGUAGGUCACUAACGGCCGUUCCCAAUAUACUAUCUACAGAUAGAGAUAAAUUACUACCUUCUACUGUCAGUAAUUAGCUAUCAAUAAUCUGACUCUGUCUCAAUAUACAUGAUAAGUCAUUCUUAUCGCCUUAUAUUGGGAUGCGUGAAUUUCAAUUUUCAUACAAACUUCUAUCGCUGGUAAGCUAUACGUCGUCCCAUUGACAGACAGCGUGUAGGGAUAAGGUGAGUUACCGUCGAUAAGUUUAUUGGGACAGAAAAGUCAACGAUAGUUACGAUUUUUAUCUCAAGUAAGAGAUAGACUGAAUAUUGGGAACGGUCUUAAGUAAAUCAUUACUAUUUGAAUGUACCUUUCCGUUCCGGGAAAGUGAUCGCAUAUGCCUCAGAUUGGCGUGAUUCUGACGCUCGCGAAGCGUUCUGUCAAUGCAUAUUAUUUUACGUGUAUUAAUAGAUUGCUUAUAGCUAGGAUGAUUUGAGUGAAUGUAUCAGAAAGCUAUUGAAUCAAGCUAUAAGACCAUGCAAAAUAUACCAUCUUAUAAACAAAAUAAGGGUCAGAAAUUAUUGACGGAAUAGUGUGCCAUUCGGCCCUUUCGAUUUUGGUGUAUCUGUGAAAUCUAGUGUUUUGGGGAACUUGCCGAUUUCGGAAGGAUUAAAUGUUAAAUGUUUGUAAUAUAUUUUUCGCCGAAAACAUAUGAAUGUAUUGUCUCUGUAGUUAUUACUUUAUAUUGUUACUUAAGACAAUUAUUUGUUACCAUACAAAUAUUUAUUACUUUCUUUACAAUGUUACUGAACCCAAAAUUCUUUGUUAUAUAAUUUAUUCUGUAUCAUCAUCGUUUCUUAGUAGCCUUCUAUCUUUUUCAGGAAUAUUUUUAAUUUGUUUAAUAUAUCACUGAGUAAUUUCAAGAAAAAUUAACAAUUUGCAAAUCACAGUAAAAUGGGCAAUCUAAAAUUAAUGUUUUGUACUUAGAUUAAGGAUUGUUCCCCCCGUGUUCCAACUAGAUACCGCACUACCCAAGAACGUCAUAUAAAGCGUGUUUUUUAGUUUUUUUAAACUAUAACUUCUUUAUUACGGCAACUAUUAGAUGCUUGUGUGCGUGGCAUCUUGACACUCAAUGGCAUCUUUCAAAUUUUGUAACAUACGCUUCGUGUUAUUUUACAUUGAAAUUAAUACCACAAAAUACUAACUGAUGAUAUGUGAUCCCAGUGUCUUUCUUAUUUCUUGUAGUAUUCUUUUUACAAAGUUUUACUACGCAACCCAAAGUUUAACAGAACGUGGCACAUCAACGUCACUCAUUGUUCGAGACUGGCACGAGUACGCCCACUUGGACGUAGUAUUGCCUCACUUUGCUGUAUCUAGUUGUAGCGCAGCGGAGGCCAAUCCUUGUAGUAAUAAAUUAUAUUAUUGUACUUUCAAGAUUACAAAUUAGAAUUAUUCUUAGUUGGUACAGUUUUCCAUUGAUAUUAAAAUAAUUUUAACGAACAAAUUGUUUGUUACAAAAUUGUUUCGAGGUGAUAUAAGAGAUGUUUAUAAAGUUAUAAAAUAUAUGUUAAAAUCGUUUAAGUUCAUCCAAGUUAUAUGAUGGAAGUGUUAAGUUGAUAUUUGAAGUGAACCUUAUUUUAAAUCUCUUCAAAUUAGUAAGGACCCUGGAAAGUUAUUACCAGUCUUCCAAAUGGGUUCUCCGUGUUGUAACCAGGAGCCCUAUUACCAAAAUCGAAAUACGAAGUUUCGGUUGACGGAUCAUAAAUUUUCCUAUUACGAAAGUGUUUCGGACCCGAAGAUCGAUACGAAGUUCGCGAUUAGACAUUUUGUCUUUCGUUUAUUUUAUUUUCGUUUACCUUAUUCCCAAAUUCACUUGUCAUUAACAUUUUCAUUGUUUGAAUUUAUUAUGAUCAUACUGCUUAACUUCUAAUGGUAAUGUACAUUGUUCCGAAACUAAAUCCAUCCGCACUAUUCGGAUCCGAACUACUUUGAUAGUAGGAUUUUAGGGCCGGACUGGUAGUUUGUGAAGCUUCAGCACAGUACACAUAUGUAACACUAUGGAAACUAAGCCUUGUUCAUAUAAUACUUACCUACGCGUGCCUACACUUCAUUCAAGCAAUAGGGUUGUCAGCUUAAUUUUCUUACCAAUUUUAAAAAAGCGGGAGGUUCGUUAGUUUAAAAAACAAUAGCUCCGGUUUUGAUGGAGCCGACUUCAAAGAGCCGUAUACCACGCAAUACGCUGGCAUUUUUAAAAAGAUCGCGGAACCAAAUAACAAUUUGACACUCGUCUUGACGCGACACUCGCUACUGCAAGACCGCGAAAACAGCUUAGGGGCCUCGUCGAUGCUCAUGUUUGUGUGAGAGUGUCAUUUCAAACGUUUGUAGGGAGUUUCCAUACUGUGCAUAUGUCUACUGUGGCUUCAGGCUAAUGCUACAAGUAUGUUACACCAUACUGGAGUGCUAAUACUACUAUUAUUAGCCAAGCACCUACCUAAUUAACGAUAGUGUGUAAUAUGUAUGUACUCGGUGUGGGAAAAGAGCAAUUUUUUUUUUAUUUAUUUAAAAAAUAUGACUUUGACACAUAAAGAGCAGCUAGCUAUAAGACAUUAUUGCAAAAGAAACCCAAAGGGUAUUUUUGUUCUUUAUAAUAAUAAUAAGUGCAGUAAGCUCUCAUUUAGAUCUGUCCUUAGUUUUGAGGCUAUUUGAUUACCACCAUUAUGGUUAUAUGUUUUAUGUACUAGAGAAGAACUUGGCUUGAUGUUUGUAACACAAGUUAUGGACAGCUGUCGUCAACUCAAUUAGUCUAUGAUUAAGCAUUUGUAGCAAUAAUACACAUUUUAGUCUUCGUGUCUAUUAGUCCGUUGAAAUGUUACAUGAGCUUUGCAUUUUUUAGAGGGCGCAAUUUUAUUUUUGGGAAAUGUGGGGGUCAGUAUAAGCUAAAAGCCAAGUUUGUGGGGUUGCCGCCCUUGUCGCCCGGCCGCCAUCUUGGAAAAAGGGGUGCAAACACCAUUUUCGCGAUAUCUCUGAAACUAUGCGUCCUACAUUUUUGUAGUCGUUAGGACAUAAUUUGUGGCAAAUCCCUAAUUUCCCAAAUGUAUAAAAAAGUUAUAGAUCAAGAAAUCAUUUUUUUUUAGAAAUUUUCCCACUUUUUUGCUUAUAACUUCUUUAAUUUUAAAUUAAGGGCAUAAAGUAUACAUAUUUCUAGGAUUUGCUAGAACAUAUGUCCCAAAAAUAAAAUUGCGUUGUCUAAAAAAGCAAUAUUCGGUUCUAAAAGUGUAACAUUUCAAUGGACUAUAUUGAGAUAUUGGAACUCUCAAGACACAAGUGAUGGUCAAAGAGUGAACUUUUACCAGUAAUUUUGAACAUAUUUCCUCCCAAUGUAAUGGGUAACGACGCGUCAUGAAGUUGUUGGCAACAGCUUGUCCGAAAUAGCUUCUCUAUUACGUAGUCCAUAUUAUUCCAUAAUUACCUCCCAUACACAUAUUUAUAUGGUAAUCGUAAUAGUUUUUUUUAAAUUUGCAAAUUGCAUAGUAAAAUAUUUAUGUGUAAAGACUAAUGACCAAUUAGUUUUGUUUUAAAUAAAUGUUUAUGGAUGUUGCGCACUCGAUGGAUUUAUGUAAUGAGUGAAAUAUGCGAAGGACAAAAUAAAUAGACAUUAAAUUAGGUAUAUAUUGUAUGUUUUUCAAGCAUUAUAGCUUGGAGAUUUUAGUUCUCUAGCAACGUUCGACCGGGGGGCGAUUUUUGAGCUGUCACACACGCCAUUUUUUCACAGUUUUUUUUUUCACAAUUAUGGCAUUUUUUUAGUAGGACUGUAUUAUAAUUAAGAUAAAAUCAUAAAUUUUACAUGAGACCACACUGCUUUGAGUUACCUAACUGGAACCAAAGAGUAAGUAAAAUUAACGUACGAUAACAGUCUUAAAUUUUAAACAGUGUUGCCAUAAGGCAUAUUUAUGUUAGAAUAUUUCUGAACAAUGGUAAUAUAUAAUUAAUAUGUUUAUAAGAAUUUUAUGGUUGAGUGGUUUCAGCCACUAUGUAUUCGGGCGUUCAACUCUCAAAAAUCGGCUCCCAGUGUUAAGAAAAUCGUUAUAUUAUGUUUUACGUACAGCCGUUAUAAAUAUUCAAUGAUGAAUUCAAAAUUAUUUUGAAUCCAGAUUUGAUGUCACCUCAUUCGUCGAUUGAUUUUGAAUCUGCAUUAUAGUGUCAUUUAUAUAAUUCGUUACCAAUCCCCCAAAGAUGGAUUAGAAUUGACCAACGUAACGACCCAUGGAUUCUGAAGUACUAAGAGCAGAAGAUCGAAGUGAAUAUCUCGGAUCGGCAAUUUGGGAAAAUUGAUGAAAAUACCAAUCUCGGAUCGCAAAUAUGGGAUUUCGAAAAUAUUUAGAAAGCGGCUUUAACGUGCAGUUGUAGCUUCUAAUUAUGUCCGAUAGGCAGAUCAAAAUAUAAAUAUUUUUCCUGUAAUACAUAUGAAAUAAUUUGAUAUUUCAUUUGUAUCUAAAGAAAACGAUUGUCGUUGCUGAGCGUUUUUUAUCUAUUGCUAACUUAAGAAAAUCGGCACACGGCCGAUAGUUGAAUUUGGAGGUUAAAUUCUAGCCACUAGUAAUGAUAUUACAUUACUAACAUAUGAAGUUAAAGGUCAAACCACACUUUAACAGCGCGCUGUUACAGUAGAAAUAUUGAUAAGCCAAAGAGUAUCGUCGCGCGGCGUUAUUGUAGAUAACAUAUUGAACCCCCGGCAAAAUUUAUUUUCUUAUAGCCUGAUAUGAGCACAUAAGAAGAAUGGGAGAAAAUCUCGUGUAAAAAAUAGUGACAUUUUUAUUAUAACAAUAUUAUGUAAAUUUAAAUACAGCAAAUAUGCAAUACAAUUUUCAUGCGUGUAGGAAUUGUAUUAUAUUAAAGUUUUCAAGAUGCUUUAAGAUUAAAGUACAAUUUCCUUUUUUUAAUGAAAAUAUGAUAAAUUAUGGUCUUGCGCACAGAUAAGAGUUCAUAAAUAUUAAGCAUUGUACUAAAGGUAUUGUGACUGACACGUUUAGGCAAUUCGUGGACCAGACAUAAUACCGAAGAGUUAAUCAUAUAAACAGAAUACGUGAAAUCGACUCCCUGUGUAAGUGAAAUGGAAAUCUUUGUGCCGCAGUUAAUGCCGCACCGGACUCCUAACAGUGUGGUUUGACCCUAAAAAUUUCAGGCACCUUUGUUCCCUAUCUAAAUAAAUAUGUAUGAUGUAUCACUUACGAUACCUUUGCACUGAUGAUGGUGAUGUAUAAAUAUCGGAUAGUAAUAGUGCCGUUAGUUAUUCGAUACCAUUUUUUGGACUCUUGUAAUUAUAAUGCGUCUGUAUUUCAUUGUUGCAAUCAUUUGUAAAUAAAAUACUUUAUAUUUAA
Molecule: messenger RNA, 9909 nt
Organism: Leptidea sinapis
Lineage: Eukaryota; Metazoa; Arthropoda; Insecta; Lepidoptera; Pieridae
Gene: Ca-beta
Product: voltage-dependent L-type calcium channel subunit beta-2
Exons: 12
Coding region: 155-1783 (542 amino acids)
Biological process (GO): neuromuscular junction development; calcium ion transmembrane transport; chemical synaptic transmission
Cellular component (GO): voltage-gated calcium channel complex
Molecular function (GO): high voltage-gated calcium channel activity; protein binding
Source: RefSeq, a predicted model, not a curated record